CACACGGAGCGGCGCCAUGCACUACCCUCGGACCGACAGCUAGCCUUCUGAAGAGCCCGACCCAGCCCGAAAUGUUCGGUCCAGGGCUCCCGUUGUUGAAUUAUUUCGCUGAUACAAGAUAUAAAGAGGGAGUACGUGUUAUACUAUGGCGGGGUUUUGAUUCUUACUUUCCCGUCUCGCUCGGUGUAGCGUGGCAACGGCAGCGGAUCGUUUCCAAAGUUGUCGGUUAGCAGGGCGCGUGUGAAGGAUCGGAAUUAAAGGCGCAGUGCACCCGCUGUAGCUGCAAACAUGGAGAAGCAGCAGAGCGAUUUGGAACGAGAGCGACAGUACUGUGAACUUUGUGGGAAAAUGGAGAACCUCCUUAAGUGUGGUAGGUGCCGGAGCUCCUUUUACUGUAGCAAGGAGCACCAGAAACAGCACUGGAAGAAACACAAGCUAAUGUGUAUGGACAAGGCGCAGCUUCCCAAACAGAAGCCCGAGCAGCCUGCGCCUUCGGGGGACGACGAGGCACAGGAGAAAGACCGGGAAAAGACAAGCCCCGAACAGGCGGACAGUGCGUCUUUACCACAAAACUCAAACACAGAAGCACCCGGAGACGGUGACGGACCGGGAGAGGUCGUGUCCAACAACACCGCCACACCUAACGGACAAACUAGCUCAUCCCCUCAGAAACUUGCCAUGGAGUACAUAGUCCCGUGUAUGAACAAGCACGGUAUCUGUGUGGUGGACAACUUUUUAGGAGCAGAGACUGGGCUUGGCAUUUUGGAUAAUGUUAAAGCUUUGCACAAAACGGGCAAGUUCACAGACGGACAGCUGGUCAGUCAAAAAAGCGACUCUACUAAAGACAUCCGAGGGGACAAAAUCACGUGGAUAGAGGGGAGGGAGCCCGGCUGCGAGAAGAUCCGCUUUCUGAUGAGUCGUAUGGACGACCUGGUCAGACAUUGUAACGGCAAAUUGGGAAACUACACAAUAAAUGGAAGGACGAAAGCAAUGGUGGCAUGUUACCCUGGAAACGGCACAGGAUACGUGCGCCAUGUGGAUAACCCCAACGGCGACGGACGCUGUGUCACAUGCAUAUAUUACCUUAACAAAGAUUGGACUGCCAAGGAACACGGUGGCCUUCUCCGAAUCUUCCCAGAAGGGAAGGCCCAGUUUGCCGAUAUCGAGCCCAGAUUUGACCGCCUGCUCCUGUUCUGGUCCGACAGACGGAACCCUCACGAGGUUCAGCCCGCCUUCGCCACCAGGUAUGCCAUCACGGUGUGGUAUUUUGACGCAGAUGAGCGAGCCAGAGCUAAAGAGAAGUACCUAACGGGUGCAGGAGAGAAAGGAGUAAAGGUUGAACUUGGCAAACCCUCAGACCCUAGCUAGUGGGAAGCCUGCAUACCAACAGCCGUUAAGUGCUCUGUUCGAAGAAAGUGGCCUAUAGAGAGCAUGUGUGUGUGUUUUACAUGGCAACAGCAGACUUUUUGCGCGAGAGUGUGGAAGAACCAUUUUUAUGGAGACAAAACAAACAAAAACAGUGAUUUCUGCUUGUUUUCAGCAAACCGGGGCAGCCCAGAGGACCUUGAAUGUCAUGACAUUGUACUGAAAGGGAUUGUGUGUUUUUGUUUUGAUUUCCCUUUCACCCCUUCGUUGGAGAGCGCUUACGUUACAGCUGACAUUUUCAUAAAAUCAACGGGGGUUAAGCUCCCAGAGAAUCUACACCUUUUGCAUAUUGGUUUUUACAGUUAAUUCCUAAAGGUACAGUGUUCUGCAUAUGCUUAUCGUGGUAUGCUUUUCACAUGGAAUCAGCUGUUAUGAGCUACUGUAUUGCAAAGUUGUACUUGAGGCUGCAAUAAUAUGAGGAAUGAUCUAAAUUAAAAACACGCUUUUUCUGACUGAAAUUGUUUGGUCUUAGUUAGAAUUCAAUCAUUUCACAAAAGAGGUUAAGUGUGAUUUUUGGUUUUGUUUUGGCUACUCUCUUAAUAACAAAUCAUUUGAGUAAGCACAGAUUUAAGGAGCAGCAUUCACCUGCCUCUCAUGUUGUCCUGUUUGCACUAUAUGCAGUUACAUGCUGCCUCCUGCAGGCCUACAGUGAAUUGCACUGAUUUUCUGGACCCCAGCAUAAAUAAGAUUAUUCACACUGAGAAGUGAGAAAUAAGACUUCAGCAUAAAAUCAAUUCAAGUGUCUUAAUCCCCAAGUAUUACCUUCCAGGUUGUUUUCACUGCUUUAAAGAAUAUAGCAUGUAACAAAGAUCUUUUCCAUGACAACCUCAAACUUUAAGGCCCUAUUAUGCUCAUUUUCACAUUCAUAUUUGUAUUUUGGGCUUGUACUGUGAAAUGUUUCCAUGCUUUAAUGUUCAAAAAGCUCUCUAUUUUUCUCAUACUGCCUGUGCUGCAGCACCUCUUUUCACCCUCUGUCUGAAACCAGAGCCUUAGCUGGCCAGUUCUGUUGCGAUUGGUUAACCAGUUAAUGUCCCGUCCCGCCCUAAAGCCUAUCACAUACAUUUUGUUGGAGCGCUAGCCAAUAGUAGCGCCGCUGUUGCGUAGGGAUGUCACUAUGUUACAGAAGUAAACAAAGGACUACAAUGGAGGUGUUUCAGGCAGGGGGGAGUGUGUGUGGCAAUUGUUUUGCCUUUGCAAACUAUUGACAUGCACAAAAACCUACCUGACACACUACAGGAAAGCGAAACACCCAAAAUAUUAGGAUCCCUUUAUACAAGUACACAGUGAGAAUGUUCCAAUAUUGUAAAUGGGCAAUAGAUCAAUUUUUUUAUUUUAAAGCAUAAUCGCUUUUUUAAGUUUAUGGCUAAAUUAUAUAUUUAGUGCUUUAAUCUUUUUAAAAAGGCUCAUCAAUAAAAUGGGGAGAAGUGCCAAACAUA
This is a messenger RNA of Trematomus bernacchii (emerald rockcod), 2861 nucleotides long. It is a transcript of the gene egln1a, whose product is annotated as egl-9 family hypoxia-inducible factor 1a. Gene Ontology annotation, molecular function: peptidyl-proline 4-dioxygenase activity; L-ascorbic acid binding; ferrous iron binding. Lineage: Eukaryota; Metazoa; Chordata; Actinopteri; Perciformes; Nototheniidae. Gene Ontology annotation, cellular component: cytoplasm; nucleus. Gene Ontology annotation, biological process: cellular response to hypoxia; peptidyl-proline hydroxylation to 4-hydroxy-L-proline. The record is from RefSeq and is a predicted model, not a curated record.